Molecule: messenger RNA, 1517 nt
Organism: Camelus dromedarius (Arabian camel)
Lineage: Eukaryota; Metazoa; Chordata; Mammalia; Artiodactyla; Camelidae
Gene: THEM4
Product: thioesterase superfamily member 4
Exons: 6
Coding region: 209-931 (240 amino acids)
Source: RefSeq, a predicted model, not a curated record
CGGGACGGAAAGGCGGAUGCCCCGCCGGCCUUCACGCCCCUCCUUCCAACUGCCCCUUAGAGGCAGGGAGCCUCCCCGCCAGGCUUCGCCCUCCGCUCCCCUCAGUUUUAAAAGAAGAGCGGGGCGGGUCCCUGGGUGAGUCAUCUCUUCUCGUGGCCCCGGGCUCGCCGCUGCGCUCGCGGCCGGAGGCCCCCGUGUGCUGGGAGCCAUGCUGAGGAGCUGCGCCGCGCGACCGCGCACGCUCAGCGCCCUGCGAGCCGCGCGGGGAGGCGCGCCCCGGCCGGCGAGGGACCCGGGACCCGCGCGGAGGUCAUUUUCUACUGAGAAAGUCAUUCAUAAAGACCGUUCUCUUCCCAACCCCAGCUGGAGCAAGGAUUUAAGACUCCUCUUUGACCAGUUCAUGAAGAAAUGUGAAGACGGCUCCUGGAAACAUUUGCCUUCAUCUGAAUGUAAAGUUCCUCAAAGGAUUCACAGCUUCAAGACCUAUUUUCUCGACUCAAAGCCUGUGAAAGAAGACCAGCUGUCACAGGCCCGGCCCUUCACCAGAAGCUAUGAGGUUGGCCAAGGCUUUGAAUAUGCGAUGUUCUAUAAUGAAGAUGAGAAAAGGACGGUUUGCUUGUUUCAAGGAGGUCCUUAUCUAGAAGGACCACCUGGAUUCCUUCAUGGAGGUGCCCUUGCAACAAUGAUCGAUACUACUCUUGGUGUGUGUACAAUUUCAUGUAUGGGACUUUUCAUGACUGCCAAUCUCAACAUCAAUUUUAAAAGUCCUAUCCCCCUUUGUUCUGUUGUUGUGAUCAGUAGCCAACUUGAUAAAGUUGAGGGAAGGAAAGUGUUUGUUUCCUGUAAUGUUCGAAGUGUUGAUGAGAAGACCCUACACUCAGAUGCAACAGGCUUAUUUAUAAAGCUGGAUCCUGAAAAAAGUUUGACAUAAAAGAGCUUCCGGUGAAUUCCACACCAAUCUGCGUAAGGCUCUUCCUCCUCCAGAUGAAGCAGUUGUCCCCCGCCCUGCUCUACUCACCCACCGUUGAGUCCCGCAUAGGGUGAAGCCUGCUAACACUGAUCUUCCUGAACAAGUCUUCUGAACACAAUUCCAGGAGUUCCACUUCCAUCUUCCAAACUUUUAGCACAGAGACAAUCCCUGUGAGAGUGUCAGCAAUUCUUUCUCUCUCCUCAGGAGAAGUGUCUGGUUCUUCUAAAAUUUGAAUGGGUUCCUUAAAGCUGCACAGGCGUGAUAUCUGACCCACUGCAGACCAGAAAAAAAUUCAUAUUGAAAUUUUUAUCACAAACUUAGAGAUGCCAAAAAGCCAAAGAAAGGAAUAAAUUUGUGGGUGCAUGAGUGUCUGUGUGUGUGUGUGUGCAGGCACACAUGCACAUGCAUUAUAGAUUACAAAACUAACUUUAUUGUAUCUAAACAAAUCUUUCUGGCUGCAGUAGGAAACACAACUAGUUCCUGUAGGAUUGGAUACCUCACAUCUGUUGUCUUGGAUUCUAGGAAUUAAACCACUGUGCCAUUUUAA